ACAGGGCCAAGGGCCAAUAGCAAUAUGCUGCUCAACGAACACACGGGUAUGCACCGCAACAGCAACAUCCCAACCGUACAUUUCCAUCCACAAAAAAAAAUCCCUAACUUGGUAGACAAAAAUCCAUAACAGCCAUCUCAACCAUUCCCAUCCUUUUAGUCCCCUAUUCACGUUGGCAUGUUCCCCGCUACCACGAAUGGAUGAAAGAUGAGGAAAUUCAGCAAGCAACCGCCUCUGAGCCCCUCACACUAGAGGAGGAAUACGGCAUGCAACUUAGUUGGCGACAAGACCCCGACAAACUAACAUUCAUCAUCUGUCAACCCGUCUCUUCAGUCCCGGUUCCGGGACCAGGUAUCCACAGAACAAUCAAGGCGAGAGAAGAUGACUCCGAGUCCAAAAUGCUCGGUGACAUAAACCUCUUCCUGCGCGUCGACGAAGGCGAUGUCGACGAAGACAUCGCCUCCUCCACAGAACGCCUCAUCAUCGGCGAAAUUGAACUAAUGAUAGCAGAACGCCGCAACCACCGUCAAGGCUACGGGAAGGCAGCACUCCUCUGCUUUAUGCGGUACAUCAUCGAACACGAGGCUGAGAUCCUGGGUGAAUUUGUGCCGUCGACAUUUGCGUUUGGGACAGUGGGGGAGAAGUCCAAAGUUUUGCUUACGGGGGAUGGAAAGGGGGAUUGGAAGUUUUCGUGUCUGAGCGUGAAGAUUGGAGAGGGGAAUACGGGCAGUUUGGCGCUUUUUGAAAGUGUGGGGUUUAGGAGGGUUUCUGCGGAGGCAGAUUAUUUUGGGGAGGUGGAGCUGAGGAGGGAGAGAGGGGAUUUGGGAGGAGAGAGGGUUAGGGAGGGGACUGAAGGGGGGGUUGGGGGGUAUGUUGAGUUGGAUUAUGUUGUAGGGUGAGUGAGAUGAUAAUGUAGUUAUGAUUGUUUAUACGCAAAAGGAUGCAAAUAUAUUUAUAGAGUACGAUUAGCUCGUUGAACG
Molecule: messenger RNA, 980 nt
Organism: Aspergillus ruber CBS 135680
Lineage: Eukaryota; Fungi; Ascomycota; Eurotiomycetes; Eurotiales; Aspergillaceae
Exons: 2
Coding region: 201-899 (232 amino acids)
Biological process (GO): protein acetylation
Molecular function (GO): N-acetyltransferase activity
Source: RefSeq, a predicted model, not a curated record